Molecule: messenger RNA, 2060 nt
Organism: Armigeres subalbatus
Lineage: Eukaryota; Metazoa; Arthropoda; Insecta; Diptera; Culicidae
Product: all trans-polyprenyl-diphosphate synthase PDSS2-like
Exons: 4
Coding region: 566-1918 (450 amino acids)
Biological process (GO): isoprenoid biosynthetic process; ubiquinone biosynthetic process
Cellular component (GO): mitochondrion; transferase complex
Molecular function (GO): prenyltransferase activity
Source: RefSeq, a predicted model, not a curated record
CACACCGAAUAUUUGUAUUUCUAAUAUUCGGCUGAUUUUUUUUAGUAUAUUAUUUUCCCAUGAAGGCAUCAGGUGCUCAUCAUAAAUUAUAAAUUUGCAUUUAAUCAUGUGAAAAUAGUUUUGCAAUACGAAAACCAAACUGCCAACGCUGCGAAACAUGUGCUUAUCAAGAAGUUACUAACGAUCAGCGGGGCCUUGGCCUCUACGCAUCUCCUGAGGUAGUCCAGUGCGGGCAGUCUAAGUGAACGGUCCAUUUGAAUGGCCUAUAGCAUUGCGCUCAAGCAUUUUCUAUUGCUGAAAUUAAUUACGACUGACUCAUAAACGAAAAGAAAAUAAAAACUGGUGGCAAACCUCGGCCCUCGGAUACCGGUCUCAGCCUUUGUGUGUCUCUGCGGAAGGUUUGGUACUUUCUAUCGGCCCACCAUUUGCGGGAUGCGUCGGUUGUGUCGCCGUUUGAAGUGACUUGAGUGAGUGAUCGAAGCGGCAAGAUUGGCGCGUGUGCUCAAAAACUCGCGCGGUUCAGAGAGAAAGGUGAACUGCUAUCGGGGUCAGGUACCAAAAAGUUAUGGCGUUGCGAAGAAUAACCAACGUGCGCUGGCGACAACCGUUAAUGAUGGGAACUGGUCACGCUGCAUUCAGGAGGUUUUUGCCAUUAACCACUGUUGGGAAUUUUGGCGGCAGGCGACAUGUUACGUCUAGCACGACAGCUGGGGAAAAGCUAGCCUCCGCAACCAAGGCUGUUCAGAAACACGACUGGAAUCGGGCAGUUAGUGAGGCGGAGAAAAUUGUGGGUUAUCCGACAUCCUUCCUCAGCUUGCGGUGGCUACUAAGUGAUGAGAUCGCCAACGUAGCGCUUCAUUUGAGAAAACUGGUCGGAAGUAAUCAUCCCCUCCUGAGGACAGCCAAAACGCUAAUCCACAACGACAAAAACCAGCAAGCAUGGGGACUAAUCGUGCUGCUGGUGUCCAAAGCGGCCGGCCAUGCGGAGUCCAUUCCGGAAAUGGAACAGGACAAAAGUGCCGGUGUUCUGCACGCGCAGCGAGCCCUGGCUGAGGUAACGGAGAUGAUCCGCACUUCACAUCUGAUCCAUCAGGGUAUGAUGAAUUUGCAAUCGAUGGACAAUGCGGGAAACAAUCUGAGCGGUGAUAGCGAAAUGAUUUUCGGCAACAAGAUGGCUCUGCUUGGUGGGGACUAUCUGCUUGCCAAUGCAUGUCAGCAGAUUGCUGCCUUUAGGAAUCAAGACCUAAACAUGCUUAUCUCAUCCGCAUUCAGAGAUUUGGCUGAAUCAAACUUCAUCGGCGAUCGUGAUGAGCAAAAUAAUCCCCUCCCGUCUAAGCCGGCAUCAAGCGUGCCUGGAAAUCCAUCUCCGGACUGCUCCUUAGAUGAGCUAGGUUUCGGUGACCUUGAAGAUAAUACAAAACCAAUGAGUAUGGAAAUGGUUUUCGGAAAUCCCGAAAGGGAAUGGUCCUUGCGACACGUGCUAGGCGGAGGCAGCUUGCUAGGAAAAAGCUGUCAGGGAACGCUGAUGCUGGCGAGGCAACCGGAGGAACUACAAAAGCAAGGGUACUUAUUCGGACGGCACCUAUCUCUAGCGUGGCAGGCAUGCAUCGACUUGCAGCCGUUUCUCCAUAGCACCUUACCUCAUGGUGCGCAAUUCAGUCUAGUGUCGGCACCGGUGCUGUUCCACUUGGAGCAUGACCCCAGCAUAUAUGCGGAAAUCGAAAAAGGACGUACUUCAGUCGACGCAAUCGACUAUCACCACCUGCACCAGGCCAUCUGUACCGGCCCAGGGUUAGAAAGGACGAAUCACCUGAUGAGAAAACAUAGUCGUGCGGCAAUGCAAGUGUUGGAUCGGUUGUCAGCCUCCGAUGCACGAACGGCCCUGCAGAACAUCAUUCUGGCCAUGCAGGAGCUGUAACGUAAAGCUUGCAGAUGUUUACUCCAAUAAAGAGAUGUCGCUGCGAGAGUCGAAACGAUGUUACGCUAUCGUACCACAGUGUAGUUGUGUACGUGAGCGAGUCUAAACGAACGGUAGCGUGUGUAAAAAUCUGUUCGUAAAA